Cebus imitator (Panamanian white-faced capuchin) is the source of this 4197-nucleotide messenger RNA. RefSeq names its product solute carrier family 25 member 25 (gene SLC25A25). Gene Ontology annotation, cellular component: mitochondrial inner membrane. NCBI's taxonomy places the organism in Eukaryota, Metazoa, Chordata, Mammalia, Primates, Cebidae. Gene Ontology annotation, biological process: transmembrane transport. Gene Ontology annotation, molecular function: ATP transmembrane transporter activity; calcium ion binding. The record is from RefSeq and is a predicted model, not a curated record. The coding region runs from base 922 to 2427 and encodes 501 amino acids. The transcript has 11 exons.
AAGAUUAUUUCCUUUUUAUUUAUGACCUUUUAUUCAGUUCAGUCUAUAAUCUGUGCCUGGUCCUAGGGGUAGAAAGGUCUGUGACUUGGUCCUGCCCCCAGGCAGCUCAUCUUGUAGAGGCAGACAUAACAGAAGUAGCUGCUGUGAUAUGGCGUGUGCUCUGUUGGAGAAAACUGGAUCAUGAAACAAGGAAAAAUGUUUCUAGAAUGCUCUUAGGACAUGUUGCCAAGGACUGUUGAUCAUGUUGCGCUUGAUGGUGAAUGCUUGGAAGCAGCCUGGGUGGAGGGCAGGGAGUUACUUUUGCUAAGGAGCCGGCUCAGAGUGGAUUCUGUAAUCCGAGCCUCAUCUGAAGCGUGAGUCUGUACCUCCCUGCAGAAUUGCCAGGUUUCAUGCAGGAAUUCAGUGGCCUCUGAUUGGAGGGCUGGUGCUGGUGGGAUAAUGAACUAGGUAGUGUCGGCAGAGGUGAUUGGCUGGGCUCUGCUGCAGUGAGAAUGCAGACUGGAUGCUCGAGCUCGGCUUGGGUGAUGAGCGAGGACAGCUGAAUAAUUGGGAGCUCGAAGUUCCUUCUGCCUCUGGGAGUGGUCUGCUUGGCUGUCGCGUUUUCCUUUUUUUUAAAAAAGCCAGACGUUUGCUCACCGUCAUCUGCAGAAGUCAGUUUUUAUUGAAGAAGCUCCAGCUGCUUUCUCCUUAUUGCCGGCAGCCCGGCAAGGCUCCCUUAGAGUGAGCUACUUCUCAGGCCGGGCACGACAGCAGUGCUAGCACAUUUGAAAAAGCAGGAAACUGCCCCUGCAUGCAGAGCUUCCAGCCUGAGAACUCCCAGGCCGGUCUUCCCAGCAGCUGUGUAGCCAGAGAGCCUUGGUAUUGUGGUCACAUCCCUCAAAAGUGAACAGUCACCAUCGGAGGCGUUUGGAGGAGACCGUGAUGUUGCAGAUGCUGUGGCAUUUCCUAGCUAGCUUUCUCCCCAGGGCUGGGUGCCAAAGCUCCAGAGAGGGGGACGAUCAUGAAGUCAGAGGCACCCCAGCCCCUGCCCGGAGAGACCAGAUGGCAAGCUUUUUGGGGAAACAGGACGGAAGGGCUGAGGCCACGGAAAAGAGACCCACCAUUUUGCUGGUGGUUGGACCUGCAGAUCAGUUUCCUAAGAAAAUUGUACAAGCUGGGGAUAAGGACCUCGAUGGGCAACUAGACUUUGAAGAAUUUGUCCAUUAUCUCCAAGAUCAUGAGAAGAAACUGAGGCUAGUGUUUAAGAGUUUGGACAAAAAGAAUGAUGGACGCAUCGACGCACAGGAGAUCAUGCAGUCCCUGCGGGACCUGGGAGUUAAGAUAUCUGAACAGCAGGCAGAAAAAAUUCUCAAGAGAAUACGAACGGGCCAUUUCUGGGGCCCUGUCACCUACAUGGAUAAAAACGGCACGAUGACCAUUGACUGGAACGAGUGGAGAGACUACCACCUCCUGCACCCUGUGGAAAACAUCCCGGAGAUCAUCCUCUACUGGAAGCAUUCCACGAUCUUUGAUGUGGGUGAGAAUCUGACAGUCCCUGAUGAGUUCACAGUGGAGGAGAGGCAGACGGGGAUGUGGUGGAGACACCUGGUGGCAGGAGGUGGGGCAGGGGCCGUAUCCCGAACCUGCACCGCCCCCCUGGACAGACUCAAGGUGCUCAUGCAGGUCCACGCCUCCCGCAGCAACCACAUGGGCAUUGUUGGCGGCUUCACCCAGAUGAUUAGAGAAGGAGGGGCCAGGUCACUCUGGCGGGGCAAUGGCAUCAACGUCCUCAAAAUUGCCCCCGAAUCGGCCAUCAAAUUCAUGGCCUAUGAGCAGAUCAAGCGCCUUGUUGGCAGUGACCAUGAGACUCUGAGGAUUCACGAGAGGCUUGUGGCAGGGUCCUUGGCAGGAGCCAUCGCCCAGAGCAGCAUCUACCCAAUGGAGGUCCUGAAGACCCGGAUGGCGCUGCGGAAAACAGGCCAGUACUCGGGCAUGCUGGACUGCGCCAGGAGGAUCCUGGCCAGAGAGGGGGUGGCUGCCUUCUACAAAGGCUAUGUCCCCAACAUGCUGGGCAUCAUCCCCUACGCCGGCAUCGACCUAGCAGUCUACGAGACGCUCAAGAAUGCCUGGCUGCAGCGCUAUGCAGUGAACAGUGCAGACCCCGGCGUGUUUGUGCUCCUGGCCUGUGGCACCAUGUCCAGUACCUGUGGUCAGCUGGCCAGCUACCCCCUGGCCCUAGUCAGGACCCGAAUGCAGGCACAAGCCUCCAUUGAGGGCGCUCCGGAGGUGACCAUGAGCAGCCUCUUCAAACAGAUCCUGCGGACCGAGGGGGCAUUUGGGCUGUACAGGGGGCUGGCCCCCAACUUCAUGAAGGUCAUCCCAGCCGUGAGCAUCAGCUAUGUGGUCUACGAGAACCUGAAGAUCACCCUGGGCGUGCAGUCGCGGUGACGGGGGGAGGGCCGCCAUGCGGUGAACUCACUGAUCCUGGGCCGCUGCCCGGGGUAUGCAGCCAUCUCAUUCUGUGAAUGUGCCAACACUAAGCUGACUCGAGCCAAGCUGUGAAAACCCUGGACGCACCCGCAGGGAGGGUGGGGAGAGCUGGCAGGCCCGGGGCUGGUCCUGCUGACCCCGGCAGAUCCUCCUAUUGGUUCCAGGGAAGACCAUAGGCAUUCCUCAGGGUCCAGGGUCAGCAGGCUCUGGGCUCACAUGUGUAGGGACGGGACAUUUUCUGCAGUGCCUGCCAAUAGUGAGCUUGGAGGCUGGCUUAGUUCUUCCAUUUCAUCUUUGCAGCCAGGGGUUGGCACGGCCCCUGCCCUCUGGCCUGCCACGUAUCUCCCUGUUCCCCUCUGCUUCCUGCCUCACUGCUGAUGUGAUAGGGUGGGAGGAGGGCUGCAGCCCACAUCUCACCACGCAUCCAAUCCCGAAAUCUAUGAUAAAAGGUGAGGUCACGUGGCCUCCCAGGCCCCAUUUCCCAGCCUAUGGCAUUGACACCAACUUGGCUGUGCCAGGAAGAGGAAAGGGUCUGGCCUUGCGCUGACUGGCAUCUGCGCCCUGCUGAUGGCUGGGGCUCCUGGGCAUGCGUGGGAGUGCAGGGGCUUGGGCCGCCUGACCUGGCUGCACCGAAGGCAAGUGCUGGGGCUUACGGUGCUCCGAGCUGGCCCGGGCCCUGCCAGGACUGGCACCAGCUCCAAACCAAACUCACUGUCCCCACUGUGGCCCGAGGGCAGUGGAACACUGUGUUUGAGGGAGAAGGGCAGAGCGUUUGUAUGUCCUGGAGAGGGAAGGAAAAGGUAUUGGAGGCCUUAAUUAUGCAUUGUUGGGAAAAGGGUUUUGUCAAGAAAGACAAGCUGGACACAGGAGCGAGUUCUGUGCUUCCAGAGGAAGACAAGGGAGCCGGGAGUUUGGCUGUCUGCUCAGAGUCUGUUCUGAUGUCCCUGGGGGUUCCUGUCCAACCCCUGCAGGGGCACAGCGGGACCAGCCUCACAUUCCACUCACGUCACUGCUUGGAACCUAUUUAUUUUGUAUUUAUUUGAACAGAGUUAUGUCCUAUUUUUAUAGAUUUGUUUAAUAGCUUGUCAUUUUCAAGUUCAUUUUUUAUUCAUAUUUAUGUUCAUGGUUGAUUGACUGUACCUUCCCAAGCCCGCCUAGUGGGGUGGGAAGAGGAGGAAGCAGGGGCCUUGGGCAGCCAUAGUCUUAGAAUUUCAGAGAAAUUCUUGGGACUGAAGGCAGAGGAGCGGCCAGAAGGCAGCAGCCCUGGCUUCGUUCCUUUGGCAGAUUAGGGAAGGACUUGCCCCACCCCCAGGGAGCCUUAGGAUUUCAAGAUUUGACUGGGGGCUUGGGGGGGAUCCCCAAUAAACUUGAAGGUGGAAGUCCAGUCAUCUUCUGCGCUGGGGGGUUUUCUGUAUUUCACUCUUUCUGAACGGCAAGGCAGUGAGGUACCUCUCACCAUGCAUUUGCAGUGGGCAGGGCUGAAAGAGAGGGUGGGGGGCUGGCUCCCUCCCUCUCAGCCUUCUGCUGCCCUUGCUCAACAAUGCCAGCCCACUGGCAACGCCGGCCCACUAGCAAACCUUCAAUAGGAUGCAAAGAUCAAUGCAAAAAUUACUGUUAUAUAUGAAUAUAUAUAGUUAUAACUGGAAUCGUCAAAAAGCAAAUUAAGAAAGAAUUGGAAGAUGGAAGUUGUCAUUUAAAGAAGCCUUCUAAUAAAGUUAUUUCAAAGCU